AAUCAGGACAUCUUUUCUCUAUAACUACCCACAACUUUCAGGGUGUGGAUUAUCCCCUAUUGUCGCAUUGUAUCCGCCUGUUGUUCACCUUUUUAAAGUGCAAAAGAAAUGUUGAAAUUAGAUCUGGAAUAUUGGGUUCUGUAAUCUGAGGUAUGAUUCAGUUUUUGACAAACCGGUUAGACCGCUCUCCUCCAUGAAGGGGAAGUGAAGGACUGCGUUACCUCCAACUUUUAAAACUCCUUUACCUCUCUGUUGUUGUGAAACGCAGCGUUAUUAUUGUCACUUUUUUUUCUGUCAGUCGCAACCCUGAGCAUGAAUAUGUUCAGGAGAGAUAAAGGCGCAGCAGCUCCAACUCCAGUGGUUCCACCUAGACCCAACCAGGAGGAUCUAGAUAACCCAGUUGAGCACAGCCUGAACACAGGGGAUGACGGGACGAGUGCCAACAGUGACGUCGCAAGUGAGCUUUACCAAAACACCAAGAGGACAGGAGUGAUGGGAGUUAUGCACAAGGUCAACCCGUUCAAGUUUGCCUCCCAGGCCCCUUCUACAGUCAGCAAAGCACCUUCCUCAGAGUCACUGGAACAGGGAGCAGACGCCACACAGAACCCUGGUGGGCUGAGAGGGGUCAUGCACAAGGUCAACCCGUUCAAGUCCCAGGCCUCCUCUACGGUCAGCAAAGCUCCUUCCUCAGAGUCUCUGGAACAGGGAGCAGACGCCACACAGAACCCUGGUGGCCUGAGAGGGGUCAUGCACAAGGUCAACCCGUUCAAGUCUACCUCCCAGGUCUCUAAAGCCACGUCCUCAGAGUCUCUGGAGCAGGGAACGGUUUCAGACUCCAAUCAGAAGUUGAAAGGGGCGAUGCAGAAGGUGAACCCGUUCAAGUCUUCCACAAAGCAGGUGCCAAAGAGCGAUCCUCCAGAUGAUUCUGCAGAUCCACCAGAGACGGGAGAAGAGCUUCAACCCAAACAGAAUCCAGGGAUGAUUGCAGGAAUGAUGCAGAAAGUCAACCCAUUCAAAUCCUCACAGCCAAAGGAUAACCAGCCUCUUCACGGUGACCUCUCCUCCAGCAGCGGGAGCUUGGACAACAACAACGUCUCAGAGAAGCAGAACCCUGGGAUGUUUAAAGGCAUGAUGCACAAAGUGAACCCGUUUAAGUCUCACACUCAGACGCCAGGUGAAGAAUGUCAGACUGACUCGGCUUCCUCGUUGAUGACGCAGGUACGGUUUACUGAAAGCCGAGCUAUUCACAGUGACCACUCCUCCAGCUCUGACAGCGUGGAUGACCGCGCCAUAGAGAGACAUUCUAUCUGGUACACUGACGUAGGCCCCGUCUGCGAGGUGAAGAGCACGCCUGCGGAGGCUCCGAGGAAAAGAACUAUGACGUUCAAAAUAAAGAGGAUUCUUCCCACUGCGUUGUUUGGGUCUCGAGCAAAGGACUCAUCAUCCGACACCCAGGCCCCGCCCCAGGAAGUGGUUGAAGUUCAGACCCUAGAGAUGGCCGAUGUACCCGUGCCCAGUGAAGGAACGGCCUCAGACCCUCUGGAUGACGAGGAAGGCCUUUUAGCGUGGUGGAAUAUAGUAGAGGGCUGGGCUGAGUGGAGUGAGGGCAACCAGGACGGUGAGCCUGAAGAUGUGGUGGAACAAGCAGCCGACCGUGUCUUCAUGGCCGCUCGUCUUUUCGUCCGCUUCUUCAACCAGCGUGGCGCCACACUCCAGCAGCGAAUCCUGGAGCUGCUGUCUCUGGCUGACUCGGCGGACGUCUUCCAUAAGAAGACCGUCCAGGCCAGUGUGGGCGGGGGGGUGGCCAGCGUGGCAGGAUCCAUCACGACCAUCACCGGGCUCAUCCUGGCGCCCUUCACGGCGGGGGCGUCGCUCAUCGUCGUAGCCGUAGGCAUCGGCGUUGCUACGGCGGGCGGGGUGGCGUCUGCUUCGGCCAACAUCACGGACACGGUGCAUUCAAAGACCGACCGCAAGAAGGUGGAGAAGAUGAUCCAGGACUACGAAGAGGAGAUCAAGGACAUCAAGGAGUGCCUGGAGUUUCUGCAGGAAGGGAUGGAGGCGCUGGAGGAGUGGAACUUUGAGGCGUAUGCUGAGAGCAUCUCCAAGAAACAUCUCAACCAGAACGUCAAACACGUGAUGAAGGAGGGUGGGCGCGCCGGCAAGGCUUUAGUCAUCAACACGGAGAGCCUGAUCAACACGGUCCAGGUCCUCAGCGUGGCGGGGGGGGCUGCUAAAGCCGCUCAGGUGAUGAGCGUCACCACGGGGGUCAUGUCGGGUCUGUUCCUGGCUCUGGACGUCUUCUUUCUUGCGAAGGACACCAUGGAGCUGAAAAAGGGGGCAAAGACGGAGUUUGCUGCCAAGAUUCGAGAAGUCUGUAAGGACCUGCAGGACGGGCUGCUGGAGCUGAACCGCAUCAAGGAGCAGCUGCAGAAAACCAUCGACGGGAUAGAGGUGGAAGUAGAGGAGGAGGAGGACGACGAAGAGCUGCUGAAGUCUGAGCUGAAGAAACUUGUGGAGUUUGAAUGAAAGAUAGAAAACCAAAAACAAUCACUCCCCUCAGGAGCUCAACUGAAGUCAUAUUUAUGAGUUAUAUAAGCUGUCAUUGUGAUGUGUAAGUGUCAUGUUGAACUAAUGUCACCUUUGCAAUUAAAGUGGAUUCCUGCCUAA
Eleginops maclovinus (Patagonian blennie) is the source of this 2667-nucleotide messenger RNA. RefSeq lists its product as uncharacterized. Gene Ontology annotation, molecular function: lipid binding. Lineage: Eukaryota; Metazoa; Chordata; Actinopteri; Perciformes; Eleginopidae. The transcript is spliced from 24 exons. The record is from RefSeq and is a predicted model, not a curated record. Gene Ontology annotation, cellular component: membrane; extracellular region. The coding region runs from base 313 to 2526 and encodes 737 amino acids. Gene Ontology annotation, biological process: lipoprotein metabolic process; lipid transport.